AUGACCUCUCAAUCGACUAUGGCGCCUUUCUGCCUUCUUUCUAUGUUGUUCAUCGCAUCAUCCGAUGCAGCACCACUCUUGUUUAGUGAUAAUGACAACUCAGAGGUAGAAGGUAGAAUUGUUGGAGGAACAAAUGCACAACCUGGUGAAUUUCCGUUUUUCGUCCAGUGGACGGGGUGCGGAGCAUCGUUGAUUCACGAGGAUAUCAUCUUGACUGCAGCACAUUGCUCUCCCAUUGACUCGGAGGAUGUUAUUGUGGGUGCACAUUCCAAAUACCAAACAGAGGGCCCACCAAUCAAUUCUGUCGAACGAAAAAUUGUCGAACGGCGGAUACAUGAGAAUUAUGAUGCUAGUGCAAUCAUCAAUGACUUUAUGGUUAUGAAACUGGAUAGAGCUGUGGACUUGCCAUCUGUGAAAUUAAAUAAAAAAGCGGACGAGCCAGCGUAUGGAGAUAGCGUCACAGUGAUCGGAUUGGGCUCCACAAGGGGAAGACGGGACACGGUCUUCAAUACCUUCCAGGAUGAAGAUGAAGGUGAAGAUGAAAUUAGUACCAGAAAUAUCAAACUACAAAAGGUAGAUAUUGAGAUCAUCCCCCAUUCUGAAUGCAAUGGAAACACGAUGUACAAUGGAUUGAUCAAGGAUGAUUCCAUGUUGUGCGCUGGCGAUAGGCAGGGAGGUAAAGAUGCAUGUUUUGGUGACUCUGGAGCACCGCUUUUUGAAGUUGAGAAUGGAGCGUACAAACAAAUUGGUGUGGUCUCCUUUGGUGCUGGCUGCGCAAGACCCGACCGACCUGGAGUAUAUGCUAGAGUCAGUUCAGCGUAUGACUGGAUUCAUGAGCAAAUCUGCGAACUUGCAGACAACCCACCAAGUUCCUGCAAUCCCACUGGAAGUCCAACACCUUUGCCAUCCCUCAGACCGUCAAAAGAUCCAGGGGUGGUAUCUAUUGCUCAAGUGACAGACACUCUAUCACCGUCCUCUGCGCCGUCUCGAGGGUUUUCCUCCAAUGCGUUUGAUUUAAUACACUUUUCGUUUUCGGAAGAUGAGCUGCUUGACAGUAUAGAUGGAGAAGUCACACAGUUUGUGGGUGUCGAGGAACCAACCUCCAGUCCAACUGCAGCCACAGCAGUGAUCGCCGAGUCACCGGGAGAAGCGAGAGCACAAGGGACGCCAUCCUCUUCACCAAUGAGCUCAGGAGUCUGGGUUGGUGUUUUUAUUCCAGUUCUCGGCACCAGUUUGCUGCUUCUACUUUCAUGA
Molecule: messenger RNA, 1254 nt
Organism: Cylindrotheca closterium
Lineage: Eukaryota; Bacillariophyta; Bacillariophyceae; Bacillariales; Bacillariaceae
Source: the annotation of a GenBank genome assembly